Pseudoliparis swirei is the source of this 2346-nucleotide messenger RNA. It is a transcript of the gene acp6, whose product is annotated as acid phosphatase 6, lysophosphatidic. Gene Ontology annotation, molecular function: phosphatase activity. Bases 258 to 1535 code for a protein of 425 amino acids. The record is from RefSeq and is a predicted model, not a curated record. Lineage: Eukaryota; Metazoa; Chordata; Actinopteri; Perciformes; Liparidae. Gene Ontology annotation, biological process: dephosphorylation. The transcript has 11 exons.
CCAUGUCAUCACUCCGCGACGAGCCUCGCGUGCGCUGCUCUUCUUAAACGGUGACUGGUGGCCAGCCCGAGGAGGAGGUGGCGGUGGUGUGGAUACUCAAACGGUCCGGGCGAGGUUCAUAAAGUGAGGAAACGGUUAUAAAGAGACCCGUUCGAGCUGCCGCUGCCGGAUCAUUUCUUCCCGGACCCAUUUCACAGUUGGACCCGACGGGACGCUCGUGUGACGGGUCCGUGCACAAUGAGGACCGGAGCUCGGCCAUGACGAGUCUUUGGACCAAAGCAGGUGUUUUAAGUUCGAUGUCGGCAGCUUUCGGUUUGAUGCUGUGGUCGCAGAAGCAAGCGGAUUUGGACCAGGUUGCUUCCGGUGACGCCGCUGCUCAAACGAAUCCCAGCUCUCCCUACAAACUCAAAUUGGUUCAAGUCCUGUUCCGACAUGGUGCCCGAACGCCGCUUAAAACGAUCCCUGGUGUUAUGGAGGCUCAAUGGUUGCCGACCCUCUUGGAGCCUCCGGCGCACACCCACAUCGACUAUGAAGUGACGGAUCUUCUCGGUGGCCCGAGGCCCCCGGCCCCCGUAGAAGACGGCUACCGGAAAAACGUGCUCAAAGGCGGCUCGUUCCCCGGUCAGCUGACCACGUUGGGCAUGCAGCAGCUGUAUGAGCUGGGCAAGACGCUACGGAGGAGAUACAUCGAGGAGAGCCAGUUCCUCAGCUCCAGCUUCAGCCCCACGGAGGUCUAUGUGCGUUCCACCAACAUCGUGAGGACCAUUGAAUCCGCCAAGUGCCUGGUGGCGGGGCUCUUCCUGCAGAAGCAAACGGAAACCGUCACGAUACAAACAACGGCGUCCGAGUCUGAAAUCCUGUAUCCGAACUACCACGCCUGCAAGCUGCUCAAAACCCUCGUCAGCCACCGCUGGGCAGAGUCGUCCUCCCUGCCAGACAUCGCAGCGGACCUGCAGAGCUUCAAGGACGCGCUGGGCAUCGCUGCCCACCAGCACAUGGACUUCAUCCUCAUUCGGGACGACAUGGUCGCCAGAGAGACGCACGGCCUGCGCUGCCCCUCGGUGCUGGAGACCUGGCGGGCGAGAGUGGAGCAGCGAGCGGUGGACAUGAUCUACCACGUGUACGCGCACAACAACAACACGGAGACCCUGCAGCUGUGUGUGGGGCCCCUCCUGCACUCGGUGGUCGCCAACAUGGACGAGAAGCUGGACGGCACCUCGUCGGAGCCCGGCAGGAAGCUAUUUUUAUACUCGGCGCACGACACCACGUUGAUCCCCUGUUUGAUGGCUCUGGGGAUUUAUGACAUGAAGUGGCCCCCGUACGCCGCCGACAUCACGUUGGAGCUGCACCAACACCAGGAGACCAACAAGCCCUUCGUCAAAGUGUCCUACGUCGGCCAGGAUCAACUCCUACCUGGUUGCAGUGGAGUCUACUGCCCCCUGGAGGAGUUCAAGCAGGUCCUCUCGGCACACUUGAUGAGCUACGAAGUCUACCACGCGCUUUGUAACAGCGACGAGGGCUUGACUGAACCCUGAGCCGCCAACACUCUGCUCUCCGUGACACUCUGAGGUCGCAGACAUCGUGUUGUAGUUUCUUUCACAUUCUCCUCUCACUGCGUCCGGCCUCCAUCACCAGGCAACGCUUUCUCUGGUUUUUGCAUCAGUGUACACCGAACUCCCAUUCCAUAAUUCCUAAUUUUCAUGUUUAUCAAGGCAGUACCAUUUUCCAUUUAUGUAGAGGAAUGUUAUAUUUAUGGCAUAUUGACAAGUAUGAGUGCAGAAUAUUUUUUUGUGUACGUGAUGUAGGCGCCAUGUUUUUCCUCUGGUCAACCAAACGAAAAACCAACCGUGUCUGGUCCGUCCCGAUGUGCUGUCAUGCAGCUUUAAGAGCAGAUGACAAACACACACUUUAAUCUGAGGUCUAUGGCACAUAAUGUGGCACCAAAGCCAUAAUGAUGCAAUUGUUCUGCCAUCUGGUUGUGAUCCCAAUAAACAUAUUUCAUAUUUCAUAUUCAAGCACAGGUGAAUGUCUUCAUCACCAUGUCGGCCCUGCAGACAUUGAAUACUUCUGUUUUAAGCCUUGUUUCAGUAUUUAAUGUACACGACUUCGUAGACCUGUGUUACAAUAACACUGCACCUCUUAAAGAUUUCAAUUGAUGUUAAGUCUUUUUAUUUUAUUUUAUUGGCUCUUGUCCCGUGUCCCGAGUAAACCUUUACAACACGAGUUUGUAAAGCAGCAGAGUUCCAGUGCAGCGAUGUGCUUGCACCUAUUUUUGGAAGUGUGGCGUCCUCUGAAAGUCGCUCUUGUGAAAUACCUCCAGAUAAAAAUGUCGCCCUGGCAACGCUG